GAUCAUAUCACGCUGAAGUUUCAGCACCUGAACGUUUCUACUUCCGGUUCACAUCGACGCAACCUCUGUGUAGCCAUCUGGGAUUUGCUGUUCUGUCGUGUUCCCUUAUUAUAACCAAACGACCUCCUUCAAAACAUUUUCAUAGAAUACGACAAAUUACUACUGACUGGAGGCCAACGCAAUCCAAAACAUCAAGUCAAAGAGUAGAACGUGGAAAAAAGGAGAGGAAAUCCAGGUCACGGCGAACAACUGAAAAACAAAAUGAAGGGUCCCGCAGCCGUAACUGUAGAAGAUCUUCACCCUGAGAAGCCCGACCCCAUCCACGUUAAACAGGAGGAGGAGUCCGACAUGCCGUGGAUCAAACGAGAGGCGGAGCCAGAGACCCCUGACAUUAAAGAAGAAAAACAGGAAGUUGAAAUCCUCAAGUUUCCAAUGGGUGUCGGUGUGAAGAGCGAAGAAGACAAAGGACCAAGCGAAGAGAGCGGAGCAGCGAACCCUUUGAGCGACGGCUCAUUUCAACACGUGACAACAAAAGGAGAGGGACGAUCGCAACCGGAUGGCCUCUCAGCUCCUCUUUCGGACAGCAACGACAUAAUGUCACAUUCUUCUGACUUUGACCAAAAUGCUUCAAACCCCUUAGACAAGUCAUCAUUUAAAAGAGACUCAAAAGAAUGUACGGUUGGGAAACCUUUUCGCUGUUCGCUUUGUGAUAAAGCAUUUCCUUGGAAAUGCAAGUUAAAGGUACACAUGCGUACACACACUGGAGAGAAGCCUUUUGCCUGCACACUUUGUGGUAAAAGAUUCACCAAUAAGGGAGUUUUAAACAAGCACACAAGCAUACACACUGGAGAGAAGCCUUUUUCCUGCACAGUUUGUGGUAAAAGAUACUUAAUGAAGGCAUAUUUAAAAAGUCACACAAGAACACACACUGGAGAGAAGCCUUUUGCCUGCACAAUUUGUGGUAAACAAUUCGCCUAUAAGGUAAGUUUAAACAUUCACACAAGCACACACACUGGAGAGAAGCCUUUUUCCUGCACAGUUUGUGGUAAAAGAUACUUAACGAAGGGAUAUUUAAAAAUUCACUCAAAAACACACACUGGAGAGGAGCUUUUUGCCUGCACACUUUGUGGUAAAAGAUUCACCAAGCAGGGAAAUUUAAACAGACACACAAAAACACACACUGGAGAGAAGCUUCAUCCCUGCACACUUUGUGAUAAAAAAUACUUCACGAAGGCAAAUUUAAACGUUCACACGAAAACACACACUGGAGAGAAGCCUUUUGCCUGCACAGUUUGUGGUAAAAGAUACAUCGAGAAGGGAGGUUUAAAAAGACACACAAGCACACACACUGGAGAGAAACCUUAUGCCUGCCCACUUUGUGAUAGAAAAUACUCCACGAAGGCAAAUUUAAUCAUUCACACAAGAACACACACUGGAGAGAAGCCUUUUGCCUGCACACUUUGUGGUAAAAGAUACAUCGAGAAGGGAGGUUUAAACAGACACACAAGGAUACACACUGGAGAGAAGCCUUAUGCCUGCCCACUUUGUGAUAGAAAAUACUCCACGAAGGCAAAUUUAAUCAUUCACACAAGAACACACACUGGAGAGAAGCCUUUUGCCUGCACACUUUGUGGUAAAAGAUUCACUCAGAAGGUACAAUUAGUAUCGCACACAAGAAACCACACUGGAGAGAAGCCUUUUUCCUGCACACUUUGUGGUAAAAGAUUCACCAAUAAGGGAGUUUUCAACAAGCACACAAGCAUACACACUGGAGAUAAGCCUUAUGCUUGCACACUUUGUGGUAAAAGAUUCACCAAUAAGGGAGUUUUAAACAAGCACACAAGCAUACACACUGGAGAGAAGCCUUUUUCCUGCACAGUUUGUGGUAAAAGAUACUUAACGAAGGCAUAUUUAAACAUUCACACAAGAACACACACUGGAGAGAAGCCUUUUGCCUGCACAAUUUGUGGUAAACAAUUCGCCUAUAAGCAAAGUUUAAACAUUCACACAAGCACACACACUGGAGAGAAGCCUUUUUCCUGCACAGUUUGUGGUAAAAGAUACAUCGAGAAGGGAGGUUUAAACAGACACGCAAGGAUACACACUGGAGAGAAGCCUUAUGCCUGCUCACUUUGUGAUAGAAAAUACUCCACGAAGGCAAAUUUAAUCAUUCACACAAGAACACACACUGGAGAGAAGCCUUUUGCCUGCACACUUUGUGGUAAAAGAUUCACUCAGAAGGUACAAUUAGUAUCGCACACAAGAAACCACACUGGAGAGAAGCCUUUUUCCUGCACACUUUGUGGUAAAAGAUUCACCAAUAAGGGAGUUUUAAACAAGCACACAAGCAUACACACUGGAGAUAAGCCUUAUGCUUGCACACUUUGUGAUAAAAAAUUCUCCUCGAAGGGAAAUUUAAACAUUCACACAAGAGCACACACUGGAGAGAAGCAAAUAAAAAUGAUAAUAUAGUAUAAUAUAAUAAUAAAUAAUAGCAACACCAUUAAUUAAAUAGAAAAUAACCAAAUAACCAUCUCCGAGUUCUUCACAGAAAAAGGCCAGGAAAUAAAUAACACUAUUGAGAAAAAAAAUAAAAAUAAGAAAAAAUUCAAAAUGCUCUCUGGUAUUGUUCACGGAGCCGUAUCCGGCCUGCGGGCCGUAGUUUGGGGACCCCUGUGUUAAAUUGUAUUAUUUACCAUUAUAGAGACCCUACUCACUUACGUCACAAAAUGACGUGUCGCUGUAUCCAACUGCCAUAUUGUCCGUCAUUUUUUAGCCCUAUUCUCAAUGUUUCCAAUUAGUCGUGCAAUUUAUAGAGCAGGCCCCGGUGUUAUCUGAUGCUGUAAACUCAUUGGAUGCGUUGCAUAAAAGGCGUUAUGUGGAAAAGCUUCAGUUUAUCCAUUUGCCAGAUCCAUAUUUGAUGCCUAAAUCGAUGUUUUUCGACCCACUGUCUUCGCCGUCUCUGCCUGACAUCUGCUACCCUGAUAUUUACAACUAUCUUGUCCACACAAAAUCAGCCUAUUCUCACGAAAGUUUGAAAAACUUUAAGAGCUUGGAGGCUUAUAAAUACUUCGUUAAAUUUACGUAGCGGCAAUGCGUCAACACGACGAGUUGACGGACAAUAUGGCGCGGGGGCGUGGUUGUGACGUCAUGGUAAAUGGUGUUAUACUUAUAUAGCGCUUUUCCACUGGUGUUAUACUUAUAUAGCGCUUUUCCACCUUUCAAGGAGCUCAAAGCGCUUUACACUAUCUAGCCAUCUACCUACUGGUGACGCAGCACCAGGAGCAAUGCGGGGUUCAGUAUCUUGCUCAAGGAUACUUAGGCGAGUUCAUCAGGAUGGAGAAUCAAACCCACAACCUCUGGGUUGGGGGACAACUACUCCACAUCUGAGUCACGCCAUCCACCACUGAGCCACAACACCCCCGUCAUGUGAGUAGGGUCUAUUGAAAUGCAUCCCUUUUAGUUUUUAUGGUGCUUUCACGCUCAAGUGGGGGCGCCCUUGCGCUUCCCCACGUGAAGAAGAGCGCGCUUCCACGCGAAGAAGAAGUGCCGCAUCCAAGUGAGUGAGCGAGUUAGUGAGAGGGAAUUACUGCUACGAGCCUACGUUCUUUGUUAAUGUUUGUAAAUUAUCUACAGAGGCAACGCCUGUAUGCAUCAUCUUUUGUGUUGUUGUGUGUUUCCACUCGCGAUCGGACACUUAAAUCCAGUUGUGUAAUGGUUUGAACGAUGUGCUAAUGCUAGCGAACGCAUGCUAACAGUUUUUGUUAUUAAUGUAUUAUAAGCUAAUCUUCGCUGAUUUACGUUGAUGCAAACCUGUUUGUUAUUGGUAACAAAACUGAUUUGUUUCAUUUCUAUUUUUAGUUUCACUCUUCAAGAUGGUUGAAUAAAGUCAGCAAAUUAUACCAACAUCUUCUGUAUCAUCAUUUGGGAGUUUAGCUAACUGUAUGGCCAGGACUAAGCCUUAGCGUCUCGGUGAGGACAUUGCAGUCGUAUUCCCUUCCGAUGCAGUUAUCUCCACCUUGCAAUGACUGCAAGUCGCUUUGUUGUAAUUUUUUCUCGUGAAGUGAAGACACACUUUCGAGCGAUUGAAGUUGUUGAACCAACGUUCUGUCAUUGUUAUAUUUACGGUUGCAAUGCUCGUCAAGUGAAGUGUAGCCAAACUUUGGAGCGAGUGGUUCUUGGCGCCAUGCUAGUUUGAUGCGUCUGGACAACAAGACACGUCACGACGCAAUAUGCAUCUUUAGGAAUCAUUAAAGGGAUCGUUAAGGCUUUUUCAUUGUGAUGUCGAGGCCUUGAAACACUAGGAACGGGUUCGGAAUUGGAAUCGGAUUUCGACUCCCAUCCCUAAUAAAAACAGAGACUGAGAGCGGUUGAAGAAUAAGGAUAUCGACUCUGUGUUCAUCUAACAAGGCUCAAGUUUCACACUGAGUAAGUAUACAUAUUGAGAAAUUAUUUUAUAAUUAAAUUAUACUGUGCAGAAAAUAGUUUUGGAACAUUUUCAGUUUGUGUUGUGCCGCGAGAUUUUUUCCAAUGUAAAAACGUGCCUUGAGUCAAAAAAGGUUGAAAAACACUGCCAUAGACUGUAUCACCAUAUGCUCAAAUAUGGACUGUUAUGUUCCGUUGUUUUUCAACAUGCCUUAAAUGAAUCCAAGGAAGGACUGUUUUCUUAUCUUCGUUCCACCCGGCACCGGUGUUCAAGGUCUCAGCUCAAAGAUGUUUUUGUAUGGAAAAAUACCAAGGUUUGUGAGAUGAUGAGUUUAGUUUCUAUGAUGUAAACCCAUGAAUAGAGGCAUGCCCUGCAUUUCUCUUUUGUCCACAUGCGGAGAGGCAUUUUGUGCGUGGCU
Corythoichthys intestinalis (scribbled pipefish) is the source of this 4844-nucleotide messenger RNA. Its product is annotated as oocyte zinc finger protein XlCOF6-like. Gene Ontology annotation, biological process: regulation of gene expression. Gene Ontology annotation, cellular component: nucleus. The transcript has 3 exons. Bases 262 to 2472 code for a protein of 736 amino acids. Lineage: Eukaryota; Metazoa; Chordata; Actinopteri; Syngnathiformes; Syngnathidae. The record is from RefSeq and is a predicted model, not a curated record.